AAAAGGUGAACAAGAAGAAGACGAUAAAAGAAUAAUGAGAUCGGAAUAAGGAGUAAAGCUGUCCACUUUGUAAGUCGACAUCCUCUUCCCCUGCUCAUGCUGAGGAGCACCAGGCACCAAGUGGCAGCAACUAGCAAGCAACUAACUCUACGUUGUGUUUGGAAUAGAAAGAGUUAUUCAAUGGCAGAACCAAGACAAACUGCAGUGGCAACCAACCUGGAACAAUAAGCUGAUAAGGUGAGGUAAAGCUAAGCCAACAGGCACUGGCAGUGGAGAUUUAGAUAUUAGACAUGGAGGAGAAGCUGUCUGCUGUGACCAAGACGAUAACACCCUCUCCCAUACAACAAUUAUCCUUGCUUGCCCAACGCUGCAACGCCAUCAACCUUUCCCAAGGUUUCCCGGAUUUCCCUGCUCCUUCUCACAUCAAAGAGGCUGCCAUUUCUGCAAUCAAUUCUGACUUCAACCAGUACAGGCACGUUCAAGGAAUUUGUGAGUAUGUGGCAUGUAAAAUGAAACAAACGCAAGGCCUAGACGUUGAUCCUUUGACAGAUAUAGUUAUAUGUUGUGGCCAGUCUGAGGCUUUUGCAGCAACCAUGUUUGCUAUAAUUGAUCAGGGUGAUGAAGUUAUACUGUUUGAUCCAUCAUAUGAGACAUAUGACACUUGUAUUAGAUUGGCCGGAGGAGUCCCUGUGUAUGUUCCCCUUGAUCCACCAUGCUGGAAACUUGAUCCAGACAAAUUUAUAAAAUCAUUUACUGCUAAGACCAAAGCUCUAGUGGUCAACAGAAAAGAGACUGAUACAAAGUGGCACAGUCCUCACAACCCAACAGGGAAAGUUUUUACCAAGGAUGAUCUUGAGAUUAUUGCUGGAGCUUGCAGAACCUGGGAUAUUCUAGCUGUUACAGAUGAAGUGUACGAGCAUAUUACUUUUGACAAUGAAAAGCAUAUAUCACUUGCCACACUUCCAGAGAUGCAGAAGCGGACCAUUGUGACAUCAUCAUUGUCAAAAACUUUUAGCGUUACAGGUUGGAGGAUUGGAUGGGCGAUUGCUCCGGCUAGGAUUGCAUUGGCGAUUCAAAACAUCCAUGUAAAAGUUACAGAUUGUGCUCCAGCACCUUUCCAGGAAGCAGCCUUGACUGCUUUGAGAAGUUCUCCUCAAUACUUUGAUUCAUUGAGAAGGGACUAUCAAUCGAGAAGAGAUUUCAUUCAUGAGUUGCUUGUAAAGGUUGGCUUCCCAAUGCAGUUUAGGCCAAUGGGUUCAGUCUUCGUGUUUGCAGAGCUUCCUGAGAGUUGCACUCUUUCUGAUGUUGAAUUUGUGGAGCAACUCAUCAAACAAGCAGGGGUGGUAGCUGUGCCAGGAAGCGGAUUCUUUCACAAAAGCUCCUGUUCAUCUACAUUUAGCUACCAGAGCAGAUAUAUACGGUUUGCCUUCUGCAAGAGCUUUGAUACGCUGAACAUUGCCGCUCAAAAGAUUACGGGGCUCGUUAAAGAAACCGGGCGUUUGGAGCUAUUUUAGUCUGGUAGGACAGCUGACAAUGGGAUGUUCUUUAUCAAAAAUCAUGCUAGCAGUCUAAUUAUCCCACCUUAUAGUCUUUCUAGACUUUUCCUCUUUUAUUAAUAGCACGAUCGACUUCAACUCUGGAGUUAAUUUGGAAUCAAUUCAUGCGAACAAAUUACGUGAAAUUACUUGAGAUCUGGGGUCAGUUUGGUACGCUGUAAAAUCUUUUGAAGGGAAAAUAUUCUUCAGCAAA
Molecule: messenger RNA, 1749 nt
Organism: Coffea eugenioides
Lineage: Eukaryota; Viridiplantae; Streptophyta; Magnoliopsida; Gentianales; Rubiaceae
Product: methionine aminotransferase-like
Exons: 10
Coding region: 291-1514 (407 amino acids)
Biological process (GO): biosynthetic process
Cellular component (GO): cytoplasm
Molecular function (GO): L-kynurenine:2-oxoglutarate transaminase activity; pyridoxal phosphate binding
Source: RefSeq, a predicted model, not a curated record